UAAGAUGUGAUUGUCUAAUCAAUAAUUUAUCUGUUAAGUAAACAUGGUGUUUGGACGCGAAUGGUUAUUCAUUUACGGCGCGAUAACACCGUGUUGCAGGCUUAUUCGAAAGUUGAUUCACAAUUUGAUGUUUAAACGGACAUUAAAAAUGUAAAUUAAAAGGUGAUACUAAAGACACGGCGUGUUUCUUCCGAACUAUGAUUUCCUCUGCGAUGUAGUUAACUAAAACAUUAUGGCGAGUCUAGCCGAUGUGUUCACAGAGUCGGAAAGAACGAACUGGCUGAAGGCAUGGUUGGCAAUUGAUAUUGCUAAGUCUGGCAUAGAGCAGUUCGUGGAGACAGAGGCUAAAAGUCUACACCGCAAUAUAUACAACGCUAUCUUGACAAACGGCACAGUCGCAUGUAUUGGAUGUAACACUGCAAACUUGCUGAAAUGCCCUUCACCAGGGAUAUGCAAUAAACGAGGAGCAAAUAGCCUUUGCUCAUCUAUGCAUGACACCGCGUUUAAACAACCACGACCAUGUCCUGCUAACGUUUGUAAUAAAGUUCUUGUCGAAAUUGCAAAGCAACAUACCUUCUCCAAUCCUUCAUGGAAAAACACAUUGGCUGAUAAGUGGUCAUCAAGUCAUUGGCAAAUAGCCAAGGCAUAUUUACCUCCAGACGGUUAUACUGAGAAAAAUUCAAUUCAAGAUACAGACUUCAACGGAGUCAUCAGUUUUAUGAUGAACUGCAAACACUUCGAUAACUUGUUUUCGUUCCCCAAAGCUCCAGGAAAGACACAUUCACCAUGCCUUUUAACAAAGGCGCGAGAAAUUGUUAGAACUGUUCGUCAUUCGUCUACCUGCAAGGUCACAGACACAGAUCUUCAGGACAUCUUCAUAACACUUACUGGCCUGCUGACUGACCCAAAAUGUCUAGCCCACGACUUGACUUCACGAGAGGCUGUGAGGAAACUAGCAAAGCUACAAACCGACGUUUUGAAGCUAACAACAGAGGACAUUGUUGAUUUGUUAGAGGCUUCACAAGAUAAACUUGAAAAAAGUGAACAAAUCACUGAGACGGCUAUUGAUGAGAUUCGGAUUUACAUUGAAAACUGUAGAAAGGAUCUCAGCGCACACACGCACACAUUUAAACAGCAACUUAGUGACCACACAGGCAAAUGCAAACAUGAACUUGAUGAACAUUGUCGAAAGUCUAGAGAAUCUAACUACGAGCAAUCGUGUAAAGAUUUUCGUCGACGUUUAAGGGCACACUACAUUAACACUCUGAGCAAUAUGCCUCUUUCAAUCUUGGAUCAGAGUCUUGACAAACCUAUAACAGAUAUAUAUGCAACGCCAAAAUUGCACCGAAUUGAAAUAAAAAAAGAUGGGACACGUGUGAAAAUGGAGCAAGCACUGACAUACAAACAUAUAUUCUACACAGAUGAUUAUUCAAAUCGGCGUAUAUACUUACAAGGUGAACCCGGAAGCGGCAAAUCUAUGUUUUCAGCCAAGUUAGUUUAUGACUGGUGCCAUGGAAAUCAGGUUUCAACUCGCAAUAAAAAUACAGCAUUCGAUGAUGUGUUCACAAUUCAAAGAUUCAACUUCCUAUUUUACAUCUCUUUGAGAGAUUCAAGAGACGAGACAGAUGUUACGCAGAUGAUUAAAAAGCAGCUUAUUAAUACAACUUUUUCUGAAGACGAACGCGAAUAUGUGUACAAACUGUUCGUACAAAUAAUAAGAACUGAAAUUUGCCUCGUAGUACGGGAAGGUCUAGAUGAAUGGGUAUCACCUUAUGAAAGUAACCUCGCUGAACCUUACAUGGCUGGAUUUCAGAACGACACUUGCACGAUCCUUACGACAUCCCGACCAUGGAAACUGGCUGAUGAACGUAUCAAGAAUUCGCAAAUCGAUAUUCUGUUUGAAAUCGAGGGGAUAAGUGAUCCGUCUGAAUUUAAUGAAAAUAUACUUCGAUGCGUAAUUGAACAAACUAGGGAUCUAGAAGAAAUUUCCAUUCAAUUCGAAGCAUUCAUUAAUCAUUGUAAGCUUCAAUCAUUAUCUUCCUCACCAAUGUUGUACACGCUGGUCAUCUGUACCUGGGUAAACGCGACUGAGGAGGAGAUGGGACAUUUGAAUGGGUCGUCAUUGUGUAAACUGUACACUACUCUGUUUGAAAGUCUUUGUAAAAAGGCUCAUAGUACGAUUGGAUAUUUUAAUAAGUCAAACCCACCACCAGUGCACUGUUUUUCUAGCACAGCUUACCUUCAGCCAAUUAUUGAACACUUAAAUAAGCUGGCUGAAGUAGCGUGUAAAUUGCUCUUCUCUUUGGAGAGAGACACAUCUAUUGUGUUCAAUGAGAUAACAUUGUCCAACUUUUUUUCUCUUGACGAGUUUGAAGUUCACAAGACAUUUGCUCUCAAGUCAGGAAUACUAACAAACAGGAAAAAUAAAAGUCGGUCAGUAAGCUCAUACUCGUUCCUUCACAAAACUCUGCAGGAAUUUCUCUCAGCAUAUUAUAUCGCCUGUAAUCCAAACGUCAUAAAUGACGUCAUAUUCAGCUAUCUCAAAAGCAACGCUAAUUUUUGUCUCGAAGUUUCGCAAGUGUUCAUAUUUUUGUGUGGAAUGAACAUCUCCGCUGCAAAUGAACUGUCAGCUUUGAUGUGCGUCCAUAAUGGCGUUUCUAUUGCGUUUCGACUGUAUUUCGUGGAUUUUCAGCGAAUCAUUGAGUCUGGAAUCAGAGAGGCAGCAGCCAACAAUCAGAAAGACAUACAGCUGAGACUCCGUAAGGUUUAUAUUAAUGAGAGCAACAUAAGAAAUUUAAAAUACCUAUGGUCUACAAACACGUUCAAUGCCCAGGUCUUAUAUGCAAAGAUAGACACGAGUUACUUCCUGAGUUCAACUGCACAUGGCGAACCUACGUCUCAUUUUGAAUUAUGCCUGUCAGCGUGCCACAAUUUGAAAAGUUUGUAUCUUUUAGGAGGCGGCAUAUGGCUUAGAGAUACAAUCUGCUCGGCCACAUCAGAUUUGCCGGUCUGGAUUGUUCUAAACAGUAAAGAUCCAGUCAAGAGUGUAGACCCUCCUUUGGUUCUGCCCUCCAUAAAGUACAUCAACCUGAAAAGUGUCACAUGUUCCGCCAGCUGUCUACGCAGCCUGUUCAGCACGCUUUUAACACUCGAUCAUGACGUUAAGUGUGAUCUCGAGGACUGCAAGAUAACAUCGUCUGCAGAGGUAUCAGAUAGAUGUACAAAAGCAAGCAUAUUGACGUUAAUAAACAAUGAAGUAAACAUGCGAAGCUUAGAGAAUGACUGUCCCGGUCUUUGGGAGGCUCUCUGCGGUCUGAUUAUCAAGAGUCUAAGUUUGAGUGAUGGGUCCGGAUAUUUGAGAGUGAAUCAUACAGAAUUGUUUACGCAGUUUUUAUCAUCGCUAACACAGCUUGAAACACUUAGUAUUGAAGGAAAUGAUGACCUUCCCAGUAUGUGUGAGGGUUUCCGUGGUCUGAAUAUCAAGAGCCUGAGUCUUCGUCCGUUUCUGAUAUAUUCAUGUGGAGGUUUGAUAGUGAAUCAAGAGGAAUUGUUGUCGCAUUCAUUGUCAUCACUCACACAGCUGGAAACACUCAGUAUAAGCGUCCCUAUAAACUGUCCCAGUCUGUUUGAAGCUUUGCGGGGUCUGAAUAUAAAGAGUCUGAGUCUGAUUUAUGAUCAUGGAUUGUUGCAAGUGAAUCACAUAGAUUUGUUGACGCAGUCCUUAAAAUCGCUCACACAGCUGGAAAAUCUUAGUUUUAGUGGAAAUAAUAGUGACUGUAUCGUUCUGUUGACGGCUCUCCAUGGUCUCAACCUCAAGAGACUGAAUCUGUGUGGUAAGUAUGGAGGUUUGCUAAUGCAUAAUGGACGUUUGACACACUUCUUGUCACGAUGUCUAUCAUCGCUCACACACAUGGAAACGCUUAGUUUUAGCUCGUUUGUAGUAAAUUCAAGUCUCUUGGAGGCUCUCCGUGGUUUAAAUAUCAAGAGCCUGAGCCUCAGUAAUGAGUGGAGUAAUUCGAUAGAAAAUCAUGCAGAGCCGGGUUUAAAGCCUCUAUCUUCGAUCACACAGCUGGAAACGCUUAUUAUAAGUGUGAGUGUAGACCGCUAUGGUCUGUGGGAGGCUAUCCAUGGUCUUAAUAUCAAAAAUCUGCGUCUGUUUGACGAUUGGAGAGGUAUGACAUUGGAGCAUGUAGAGUCGCUGUCGGAGUCUCUAUCAUCGCUAACACAACUGGAAAUGUUUUCAAUAUAUGUGAAUGAACACAUCGACAUACAGCUACCUCCAUCAUUGAAGUAUUUAAAUAUCUACUGUUAUGCAUUGGAUCCAUCGGAAUUUCGCGACCUUUUGAACACAAUAACUGCAUGUACGCAGCAAGUUGAGAUAAGGCUGGAAUUCGGCUGUUUUUUCCCAUUCCAUUCUAAACAUACCCCAAUGGAGGAGUACAAUAAUGUCCAGCAGAAAGUAAAGACACUCAAGAAUGUUAUUGUGAAACGAUUCAUAAUAUACAUCCGGAGACCUGGGCGCAAUAAGUGGUCUGUUCGUUAUGUUGAUGUCUCUGAUGAAGAUUAUCAUGACGAUUAUAGCGGUGAUAACGAAGAAUACUUGUAUUUACUUUGUAAUAUGGAUGAUGGCAUGAUAAAUCGAGUUUCGAUGCGACUUCAGAUUAUCCCAGAAUCGAUAUCCUGAAUACAUACAUGCGGCAGGUAUGCAUGGGUAUGAAAUGUUCAAAUGCAUUACGAAUGUCUGAAAUAUAUGUCGCUUAAUGAAGACGUCUGCGUCAAACGUAUUAAAUGCAAUAGAACAUUAUUGUUUUGAUUCGGAAUCGAGCAUUGUUUGAUUUUUUUAAUUACAUGUCAGUAUAUACUAACUAUUUGUGUUCUAUAUUAAAAUUUUUAGCAUUAAAUUUUCAACAGAUGUUGUAGAGUUGUAAAACUGACACAAUUGCCUCAUUUCAUUCCUAAAUAGUAAACUGCGAUGACUUCAGGCUCAUGCCUAUACAAAAAAGAAUAGUAUGACGUCAGGUUUGUUGCUGCUUCGGAGCAUGAAAAAUGUAACCAACACAAAUAACUAAGAAAAUCAUUGAAUUUUUAUAGUAUAUGAGUUUCGCUUUCAGGUUGUUGCAUUUUUCUUCUCGAAUACUAUUAAUUUAUUUCAUAACAUUAGUCAUAAUAUCUAAGGUACGCUUUUGUGCCUCUAGAUCUAUCUGUAAACGCUUCAAAUAUUCGUAGAACUUCUAUAAAUAGUAUAGGCAGAAAUUCCAUAACUCCACCUAUAAAUAUUCCAAAUAUUCCAAUACUUGUGAACAUUAAUUUCAUAAAGACAAAAAUAAUGCCGUGUUCUAAUUCAUCAUAUACUACUAUUUGUAAAUUAUGAUAUAAAAAUCAAACCGCUCGUCGUGUUAGAAUUCAUCAUAAUACUACUUUGUAUAAAUUGGCUAUAGAAAUCAGUUUCAGACUUUAUUCUUUUAGAUUAUGCUUUUUUGUUAUAUAAAUUAAAUUGUGUGUCCUGUUAGUCUUCAUCAUAUACUACAAUAUAUUUUUGCUAUAGACUACUAACCGAGUAUGGUGUUUGAAUUCAUCAUAUAGUAUAAUGUGUUUAUUUUGCUGUUGAAAUGAAACCACGUGUCAUGUUUGAAUGCAUCAUAUGCUGAAAAGUGUCCCAUAGAAACAAAAACUGUGUGCUCCAUUUGAAUUCAUCAUAUAUAACUAUCUGUUAAUUUGGUAAUAUAAACAAACCACGUUUUUUGCUAUAUUUUAAAAUAUACUGUUAUUAUUAAUUCACUCUGUGUUCAAAGUAUUUUUCAUCAAUUUAUUCUUUAAGUUUGACAAUACACUACCCAAAAAAGUGAAAGGAAACGUAACUUGGUGUGCUGUAACACAAAACGGCUUGAUUACCUGUAUGUUUCUUACAGUUUCGUUUCACUUUAUUUUCAAGAACUUUUGUUAAAAAUAACAUUAUGCUACUCUUUCGUAUUUUGUAUUCAUACUAGAACAGGAAUACCUAUCUGUAUUCCUGAUACGCAUGGCUUAAUUAUUGUUACAUGCUUAGUAUCUCUGAACAAAGAGUGAGGGUCUGGGCUUCUUGAAAUCUGUUAACCCUCAUUUCUUUGGAUUUACCAGGGCGUUGAUCCCACUUUUAUUCAUUGUUUGUUUCUGUUGUGUAUAUGUUUGUCUUGCUAAUAAAAUGUGUGCAUAUGUU
Messenger RNA from Dreissena polymorpha, 6196 nucleotides. RefSeq lists its product as uncharacterized. The transcript has 6 exons. NCBI's taxonomy places the organism in Eukaryota, Metazoa, Mollusca, Bivalvia, Myida, Dreissenidae. The record is from RefSeq and is a predicted model, not a curated record. The coding region runs from base 233 to 4684 and encodes 1483 amino acids.